AUGACAGACGAAUACAGCUUCGAGAGGCUGGGUUUCAUCGGUCUUGGAGCCAUGGGCCGACCGAUGCUAUCACAUUUGGCCAGAAAGUUGCCUUCUAACUCGCGCAUCUGGAUAUACGACGUCGCCGAACAAGUGGUGAACGAGGUCUGUGAAGAGUUUGCAGAUAGAGUGGUGAAAGGGAAAAGCGCUAAAGAUGUUGCCGAGCAUGUCGAUACCAUCAUAACUAUGGUCCCCGAAGGUGCGCAUGUGCGAGCAGUUUACCUCGACCCUGUGAAUGGCGUGUGCUGCGCGGAUAUCUCGAACAAACUCCUCAUCGACUGUUCGACGAUAGACACAGCAACAAGUCUGGCAGUGACGGACCACAUAACCAAGAAUUAUUCCUCGGCGUCCUUUUAUGACUCUCCAGUCAGUGGGGGUGUUAUCGGCGCGAUCAAAGGGACAAUUGCCUUUUUCCUGGGAUGUGCAGAGUCGGACCCUAACGUCGACCGACUCACACAUCUGAUGAGCCUGAUGGGUGGGCAAAUAAUACCAUGCGGUGGCCCGUCACUGGGACUGGCCGCGAAGUUAUCAAACAAUUACUUGUCAGGCAUCAUCGCGAUUGCGUGUUCUGAGGCAUUCGAUAUGGGAAUGCGCUCUGGCUUAGACCCACGAACGCUUGCCAAAGUGUAUGCUGCAGGUACUGCUCAGAACACCAUCUGUGACAAGUUCUGCCCAGUACCACAUGUAUACCCGGAUGCCCCAUCGUCAGGUGGUUGGAAACAGGGUUUCAAGGUGCAAUUGAUGCGCAAAGAUAUGGGCUUAGCUGUCGACAUGGCAAAACGAGUAGGAGCUCGCAACGUCUUGGGACAGGUUGGACUGGAGACGUAUGACGGCGCCGCAAAAGAUCCUCGCUGUCGAGACUUGGAUUCCCGUGUGGUGUACAGGUACCUCGGGGGCCAAGAGGACUGGCAGUCCAAUGUACACGAGCCUUAA
Plenodomus lingam JN3 is the source of this 972-nucleotide messenger RNA. RefSeq lists its product as uncharacterized. Gene Ontology annotation, biological process: L-valine catabolic process. Gene Ontology annotation, cellular component: mitochondrion. Gene Ontology annotation, molecular function: NAD binding; NADP binding; 3-hydroxyisobutyrate dehydrogenase activity. The record is from RefSeq and is a predicted model, not a curated record. NCBI's taxonomy places the organism in Eukaryota, Fungi, Ascomycota, Dothideomycetes, Pleosporales, Leptosphaeriaceae.